Messenger RNA from Nomascus leucogenys (northern white-cheeked gibbon), 782 nucleotides. RefSeq lists its product as uncharacterized. The record is from RefSeq and is a predicted model, not a curated record. The transcript has a single exon. Lineage: Eukaryota; Metazoa; Chordata; Mammalia; Primates; Hylobatidae. Bases 185 to 637 code for a protein of 150 amino acids.
GCCACCUCACAAUCGCGCCGCCCCCCGCGGUGCGUCCCGGCACGCGCGGGCGCGAGGCCACCGCGCCCCCGGUCGCCCCUCCCCGCCCCUCAUUAAUAUGCAGACGCAGCCGAGGGCGCGCUCGCGCUCCCGGGAGGGCGUGAGCGAGCGGCGUGUCUCUUUGGGUCUCUCAGCUCCCGGGUAAAUGGACAGGCCGGUUGGGGUGGGGGUCGGCUGGCAAACAGUGGUCGGGAGCACUGGGCGGGCGCGCGCACGAGGGCAAGCACGCGCGGGAGGGAGGGACAGUUCCUGGGCAACGGCCCCUCCCUGGCGCGGGAUCCGCGCAGAGUCUGCCCGGGUCGCACGCGUCUCCGCCCCUCGCGGUGCCUCCUCCUUCCUGUCACCUCGGUUCCGCCCUGGGUGGGGAGAAGCCCUGCUGCACCACUCGGGCUUCCCAGAGCGGGGCUGGCCCGCGGGGGAAACUGAGGCCCGGGACCCCGACCGGCGCCUGCACUGUGCGAGCCCGCGUAGAAAUAGGCGCCCGAGGGGCCCCCAGCGCAACGCUGGAGCCCGGCCCAGCCCCGGGGGUCCUGUGGUGAACUGGCAUCUGGGCUCUGCAGGCUUGAAGUCCGCUGAGCGCCUCGACCCGCAACUCUAGACCCCAAGUCCCCGAUCUAGGGCCUCCUUGUCGCCCUAGAAAGCGCCCUCUAAGCUUGUUUCUGUUUUUAGGCGUUGGUAGGGGUGCUGUCACCGACAUCCUAUAGCCGCCGAGGGUGUUUCUGUAGGGUAAACAUGAAGCCUCG